GAAAGUUAUCAAACUCUUCAAUGACUUUCAAUCAAACUAAUUAAAGGAAGCCGUUAAAAGGUCAUUACAUAUAAAACCAAUAUUCUUGUGGGUUGACCCUCUCACAUACUAGACACAAAAACAAUUAACUUCUCAAAAAGAGGAAAAAAUUCCUAGAGACAAAAGAUGCUUCUACGAAGCAAAACUUAUACUCCAAAUAUUAGCUUAUAAAUCUUCACGAUUUUCGGGUAAUUUCAACAAACAUAGACAUGCAAUGCCAUUUUUGCUUUCAACACAAGCUUAAAACAAAUCAUAGAAAUAUAAAUAAUGUUAAUAUGUUUACCGAUAACACAUCGUCACGUCUGAAAAAAGUAAUAAUUAAUGUAAUGGGUCAAUUAAAUUUUGGUUACGUAGUUUCAGGCCAGCGACACGCAUAGACAAGUGAUUAAGUUCCGCUCUCGUCAUAUAAAAGCUUUUAACCCACACCCAACACAUUCAGUCCUCAAUUGCCUUUUCAAACGACGUUCUCGCGAGCCCGUUGCGUUCUGAGUUUGCCAACAUGAAAUCUUCGUUUUUAAGUCUUUGCAUUUUUGCUGCGGUCAUCGCGGUGGCAAGAGGUUUCAGCAGCGAGGAAGCAAUAGACGCCUUUAAUGAAAAAAAUCCAGAUAACCUUGAAGCCCAACUGGAGAACUUUGAAGACCAACAGGACUCCAAUGAUAGCUCUGGCUCAAACCCUCACGACUGUGACUGUGGUGGAGUCUGCGACGCCCUUCACUACACUCGACUCCCAAAAGUUGUUCGGGACGAGCACAAGUACCUCAGCUACGAGAACUUCCCAGUACUGUGCCGAGAUGCAGCAGCCAUCCUGUUACCGCAAGGAGGAAAAAGCCGGAAGAAAUACGUCUGCAAACAAGUCUUUGACUGCUGCCGUAAAUGCAACUGGCUUUUCUAUCUUUGUCUGAAAGUUAAGGGUAGCACGUAUGGCUUUUGCAUGCGUGGUGCGUACAAAUGCAUGUGCGAUUGCAUCGACAAGAAGUCGUACAAAGAACUGCCCAUCAAUCCCGUCCCUACAGAGUAAUAGAAUCAUGCGGCUCAAACGCGUCCAAGGCGAGGUCAUUUUAAGGCUUAGCGAGGCGGCUAAAUUGACUGAAAUCAUGUAGAUUUUUGUAGACAAUUAUAUUAAAUUGUAAACCUUUCGGGAGUAGUCAAUUCAUUUCACCAUAGAUGACAGUUGAAGCAAUGUAAUGAGAUGAUCAGAUUGAAAGUUGUGCAAUAAUUAAACUUUUGUAUGUUUCAUGAAUGGUUUCAGUUAUCAGUCACGGAGCUUUUUUAAAAAAAAAGUCAUGCAGUCUCUUUCAUUGUUUCAUUUAAUACCACUGAACACAAAGAAUGUCAUGCGGGAAUUGCAAAACCCACAAUCCCCUUCCCCUAAUUCCAUCUUUCUCCGGCCUUUAAUUUAACGCUUCUUGAAUAAACACAAAGCUUCGACCGUCUGUUGUUUUUGACAGCAGACCGAAUGACUCAGCAAAACAAAUUUAAUUAUUUGUUAUCUAUUUUUUUAUUUUAACGUAAGCGCUUACUUGAAGGGCUGUUUUCUUCCGUUAUGUUAUGUUGCUGACCCUGGGCAAUGUAAGCCAAAAGUAACAUCGAACGACAAAUUGAAAAAAGAACGUUCAGAAUGUCGUGUCGCGCUGGUUGCGACACUGGAAAAUUAGAAUAUGCUAUGCGGCCACGUUAAAUGUUUGAAAUAAAGAAGAAAACGUCUGAUAUUCCAGUGACGGCAGCAAGUUUUUAAGGCACAAGGAGACGUUUAAAAACCUGAAUUAAGCUGCGCUUUUAGUUUAAACUACGGAAAACGCGACGCUUGACUUUUGCAGGGCGUCGUAGCAAACCAGUCACACUAAG
Molecule: messenger RNA, 1884 nt
Organism: Orbicella faveolata
Lineage: Eukaryota; Metazoa; Cnidaria; Anthozoa; Scleractinia; Merulinidae
Source: RefSeq, a predicted model, not a curated record